AUGGGGAUUGUUGGUGCGGAUGAAGAAAAAGAUAUUGACCGGAAGGAUCCAACAGCUAUUCCUACAGAUGUUUCAGGGCCGAUACCAAUACUCUUGGUAACGUACAUGCGUAGCGGAUCUUCCUUCGUUGGGGAUCUACUCAAAGCUAAUCCAGAAACAUUCUACUCUUUUGAACCUCUUCACAAGCUUCAGUUCGACGUCAGGCAAAAUAAGUCUAUACUCUACUUCGACGGGACAAUGAGAAACUGCACGAACUUCAUAGAGCUAUCUGUGGAGACUGUUGGCAAUCUAUCGAGGUGCAUGAUGGAAAAACUACCCCUGUCCUUUUAUCUUGAUGGGUUCUUUUCCUCGCCAAAGUUCAGUUCUUGCCUCAACAGAACAAAGCUCGAAACAAAUCUACAAAAAGGACUACUCUGUUCACAUGUUGUUUCCCAAGCAUGUAAGAAAUCCAAAUUUUUAGUUGCGAAAAUAAUACGUUUACCUCUUUAUUCUUUAGAGUCUCUCCUACGGGAAAUCCCAUCCAUGAAAAUUAUUCAUUUGAUUAGAGACCCCAGAGCGACUGUCUCCUCUCAAAUAAAUGCUGUUCGAUUUUCUAUAAAAGAUAUCGAACCUGCCGUUCUGAAAUUUUGUAACCGUGUCUAUGAAGACAUCGUUAUGAGGCAUUACAUGGAGAAAAAUUAUCCAGCACGGAUUAUGACAGUUGAAUAUGAAGAUUUAGUACAAGACACUGUGAAAUACACCAAACAACUUUACGAAUUCUCCGGCAUGAAUUUCACUGAAUAUAUAGAGAAAGAAGUUAUUCGACUCUCGUCUAAAACUAGAAAGGGUGUCAAUUCCACUGUGAUCUCUUCAAUAUGGCGAAAAAAAACUAAAGAAUCAGUAAUUAAAAUAGUGGAUGAAAAAUGCCAACAUCUUUAUGCAAAAUAUGGUUUCAAAAGUUUGAACAUUCGUGACAUCCGAAACAUUUCAAAAUCUCUUAAAUUGAAAUCAAUGCCAAAAUAUGACGAUUUUAGAAAUGAAUAG
Messenger RNA from Ylistrum balloti, 1023 nucleotides. Its product is annotated as carbohydrate sulfotransferase 1-like. The record is from RefSeq and is a predicted model, not a curated record. Gene Ontology annotation, molecular function: N-acetylglucosamine 6-O-sulfotransferase activity. Bases 1 to 1023 code for a protein of 340 amino acids. Gene Ontology annotation, biological process: N-acetylglucosamine metabolic process; sulfur compound metabolic process. The transcript has 3 exons. Lineage: Eukaryota; Metazoa; Mollusca; Bivalvia; Pectinida; Pectinidae.